GAGGCCCAAACAGAGUCUUACAACAACUGAAAAAAGUCCCCACAACAAUCUUUUGUUACUUUGAUCGGAUUCUAAGCUUAAUCCCAAAACCCUGCAAAAACCCCUCUCUCAAUAAUGUAUUCAUCAAAUCUACCUAUUUGGGUCUCAUCAAAGCCUUCAAAUUCCAAUAAAAAUAUACUCUUUUAUCAAUUUAACCAAAACCUAUUUUUCCAAUUUUCUAAAAGAUUACCACCAAAAAGCCUCUCUCAAUCUCCUUCACCCUUUACUCGGAUUCGUUGCUGCCUUCGUGAGCUCAGAAAACGAAUUGAAACAGUAAAAAGCACUCAAAAAAUCACUGAAGCAAUGAAGCUGGUGGCUGCUGCAAAGGUUAGGAGAGCUCAAGAAGCUGUCAUCAACGGUAGGCCUUUUACUGAGGCUUUAGUUGAGUUACUUUACACUAUUAAUGAAAGUUUACAAUGUGACGAUGUUGAUUGUCCUUUAACUGUUAUUAGGCUUGUUAAGAAAGUAGCUCUAGUUGUUAUAACUGGUGAUAGGGGUCUUUGUGGUAGUUUCAACAGUGCAGUGAUAAAAAAGGCUGAGUCCCGGAUUUCGGAUUUGAAAGGUCUUGGAUUGGAUUACACUGUUAUUAGUGUAGGAAAAAAGGGUAAUUCUUAUUUUAGUCGGAAAGAUGAUAUUUCGGUUGAAAGAUUUGUUGAAGGAGUAGGGUUUCCUACUGCAAAAGAAGCUCAGAUGAUUGCUGAUGAUGUUUUCUCAUUGUUUGUUACUGAAGAGGUUGAUAAGGUUGAGCUUGUGUACACAAAGUUUGUAUCUUUGGUGAAGUCGGAUCCGGUGAUCCGUACUCUGCUUCCUUUGUCGGUGAGAGGGGAGGUUUUUGAUGUGAAUGGGAAUUGUGUUGAUGCUGUGGAAGAUGAGUUGUUUAUGUUGACAACCAAGGAAGGGAAGCUGGCUGUGGAGAGGGAUAAAGUGAGGGUGGAAGGAGGGCCAAUUUCUCCUCUUAUGCAGUUCGAGCAAGAUCCGGUUCAAAUUCUUGAUGCCAUGAUACCUCUUUAUUUGAACAGUCAGAUCUUGAGGGCAUUGCAGGAAUCGUUGGCUAGUGAGCUUGCGGCUAGGAUGAAUGCAAUGAGUAAUGCUACUGAUAAUGCAGUUGAGUUGAAGAAGAAUCUUUCAAUUGUCUAUAAUCGGGAGCGACAGGCAAAAAUAACCAGUGAGAUUCUGGAGAUUGUUGCUGGAGCUGAGGCACUUACAUAAAUUCAUAAUUGGACCGUUUUUACUCCUCCUUGUAUGUUUCUUUUCUCCAAUAUCCUUAUGAAGUGCAUGGUCUUUUGAUUAUGAUUGCAAUAAAGAGGAAUUUGUUCAAUGAUUCUAA
Molecule: messenger RNA, 1366 nt
Organism: Gossypium arboreum
Lineage: Eukaryota; Viridiplantae; Streptophyta; Magnoliopsida; Malvales; Malvaceae
Product: ATP synthase gamma chain, chloroplastic-like
Exons: 1
Coding region: 115-1248 (377 amino acids)
Biological process (GO): proton motive force-driven ATP synthesis
Cellular component (GO): chloroplast thylakoid membrane
Molecular function (GO): proton-transporting ATP synthase activity, rotational mechanism
Source: RefSeq, a predicted model, not a curated record